AUGAUUCGUUCUUGGCUUGUGCACUCUUGCAUUACGUCCAUUUCGAAUAGUAUUCUUUGGAUUGAUACAACCCGUGACGUUUGGGUUGAUCUCCAUGAAAGAUUCUCCAAGAAAAAUGCUUCUCGCAUCUUCGAGAUUCAAGGUCUGGAUUCCAUCUCAACUUACUACACUAUUAGCAAAGCUUACCGUGAUGAGUUAUCUUCCUAUCGGACGCUGCCCUCUUGCCAAUUUGGUGCCAUGACAACUCUCACUGCUCUACUUGAGACCUACGCCCUUGUGGAUUUUCUCCAAGGCCUCUAUGAUUCUUAUGUUGCGGUGUCUCCAGAGCUCAAUGCCGAACUAAGGAGGAUGCAUCAGAGCCUAUUAGAGGUUGUGGUUGAGAAGGAAAGGGAGAACGACGCUCUGAAGAGACAAGUUAGCUCUUACCGAUGGGAUAUUGCCCAUUUAUGGAGGGAUUCUAGCAGUCCUGGUGUCACUAUGCUUGUGUUCAAGUUCCAUUUCCUUAAUGUCUCAUCCAAGGAGCUCAUGACUUAUUCUGCAGUUAUCACAAGCAAAGAGAAGAUGUGA
Molecule: messenger RNA, 567 nt
Organism: Macadamia integrifolia
Lineage: Eukaryota; Viridiplantae; Streptophyta; Magnoliopsida; Proteales; Proteaceae
Exons: 4
Coding region: 1-567 (188 amino acids)
Source: RefSeq, a predicted model, not a curated record